GCACUACGGUAACCAGGGUAACUAAGAGAAGUCUCGCGUGAUGAUCAUGUCUGUCGAGAGGGGUUGAUGCGAGGAAAAGUGGAAAAUCGAAUGAUUGAUGCAUUUGUAAAACGGAUAGUUAGCUAUGUUUCGAUCGCUGCUCGCCAAAUAUUAUAGUAAAACGUAUCAGAAUCGCAGAAUUUCAAUUUAUAGCUUGCAUUUCCCUCCUACGCGGGAGGCAUAAGGCGGCCCUAGGGGGGUUAGUGAUACGGUUAAAUUUUCGCUAGCUAAUUUGGCUAGCCAUGCUAACGCAAGCUGGUUAGCUUUGUUUACAUCAAGUGCGCGCCUGGGAUAUGUUAGCUUAUUGCUAACCAAACAAAUGUGUGAUCUUUGGAGCAGCUCUUCGUCCAGUUAGGCAUCGACUAGGAGACAUCGUUGAAUAGUAAAUAGGCUUUAUGGCUAACAUCGACCAUCUCUCGUGUAAAACGUUUGGCUGAUCUAGUAAGCUAACGCUAGCUUCAUAAUGCUAACCUUUUGAUCAUGGAUCGUUUGAUCAUUUGGUUCAGUGUUAGCUGUUAGGCAGCGUUAGGGAUAAUGUGAGUAAUUAUAAGCUAGGGUCUAAUUGGUCCUAAUUAUCAGGAACUUAAAUUGUGAUUGGAAGGAUCUUGUUGGUGAAUAGUAUCUACUACUAACCGGUUAUGCUAACUUUAGCUCGCCGCCUGCCGAGCUAACUUGCGCGUUUAGUGAUAACCGCUUCAGCAUGUUCGUUGUCUGUUGUUGUGUCUAUUAUUAAUUCAUGUGCCUGCAUUGACACACUGGAGUGGCUGAGUGUUGCUCCACCAGGCCAGUUUAUAUUUCCUCCAUCCACACUGAGACGUGGCUAUCUUUAGCUCCGUCGCAGCGAGUGGCUGGAUUUUGUUUUUGCCCGGGCCGUGUUUCCCUGAGGCUGCGGAGUACACCGCUAUGAACCCCGUUAAUGCAACCGCUCUGUACGUGUCCGCCAGCCGGGCCGUGCUGCAGUGUGACCCACGGCAGCCUCACACCUUCGCAGAGAUGUACACGCUAAUGCCCUUCUUCCGACAGUCCCUCGCAUGCCUUGUCUGUGGUAAACUGCUCCAGGAUCCCAUUUCCCCAACACAUGCAGAGUGUCAGCAUUUUGUCUGUUUGGGCUGUAAAGGCCAGAAGAUGCAGUUAAGGCCGUCAUGCAGCCGCUGUAAGGACUAUUCCUGCUUUCAGGAGAACAAACAGCUCUCUUUGCUGGUGCAAUGCUACAGGAAGCUCUGCCUCUAUGUAACUCAUUCGCCCUUGUUGCAGUCAAUCAGCACCCAUCACGGAGGGUCUUCAGAGGUUAUGGCAUUGCUAGAGGAGGUGGUAAUGUCACACGAAGAGGAGCUAGAGACAGAGGACUUAAGCCUAGCACCGGAAGAUGUGAUUCCAUCUGCCUCUGAGUCCCUUACCCCCACAGAGGCACCACCUGCUCCUGCAGAGCUUUCAGCUGUACCCCAGAGCUCCUCCUCUGACCCUCCCCGUUCCAAUGGACCACAGGAAUGCAAUGGAGAAGUGCUGGAGGACCUAGAGCCUUCUUCUCCUGAGCUGGAAGUAUGCGAGCUAGUAGAGGAGCAGCCACAGGCAGGCCUGUCUGUGUCCAAUACUGGUUGUGGUGGUGUGGAACUGAGUCUGACCACUGGACAUUUAGCCCCAACUCCAGGCACUGUGUGCUCACUCAGGGAUGGGGAAUCUAGCAGCAGGGAGCUGGAGGAGGGGGAGGUGUUGCUCCUCAGUGUGGAGGAGGUGUUACAGACUUUGGAUCCCCUUCAGCCCGGUCGAGAUUCUCCUCAUACACAGCCAGAACGUAUGCACACUCACACGCACAUAACCACGGACAGAGCACACGCUCAAAUGUACAUACAGCUGGACGCAGCUCACAACUACACACAGAUUCAGACAGACAGGACUAACACAGUGACAAGUCAUGGUGCUCACAUACACACAUCCUCCUUCGAGCCUCCUCCGACCUCCAAGCCCCCACCAGUCCGCCUUAAACGUAAACGUUCUCGCUCAGAGAGUGACAGGGAAAAGGUGAAACCCCUUCCUAUCGCCUCCAUCCUACAGGGCCCCUCCUCACAUUUACACACUCCAAACCCCUCUCAGACACCGUACAUGCAUCCACCUACACCCUCCUUAACUGUACCAGCGCACACAUACUCGUCCCUUCCCAACGGGGCGCCUCCCAAGCCCAGUCGCCCUGCGCCGAACCACAAUAAAGGUGCCAGGAAGCAUGUUGAUGCGGGCCCCAAGAAGCCCCAUGCGAAAGCCCGCAGUGGUGGAGGCUCUAAGACCAAGGACGGAAGCAAAGACCAGCGGUUGAUGUCAGGCUGCCUUGUGCCCCCAGCGCCUGUUAGGCCUCCAUAUAAGAAGCCAGUGGAGAAGAAGGGCUGUAAGUGUGGCAGGGCCACCCAGAAUCCAUCUGUGCUGACCUGCAGGGGGCAACGCUGUCCAUGCUACUCAAACCGCAAGGCAUGCUUGGAUUGUAUCUGUCGAGGUUGCCAGAACUCCUACAUGGCCAACGGGGAGAAGAAGCUAGAGGCCUUCGCCGUGCCAGAGAAAGCCUUGGAGCAGACGCGGCUCACACUCGGCAUCAACCUCACCAGCAUCACUGCGGCCGCGGCUCUCCGCAACCCGGCAACCACCAGCAUCCGCACUAACACCCUCCUCAAUGUCGCCACAGCAACGGGGACCCCUGUAACCACGGCCUUCCUGUCCCCCAGCCCCCCGCAAGAGCCCAACUACGAGGACAGCCUGGAGCUGCUGAUUGGAUGAGAGGCUGGGACUCCAAAAAAAAACAGACGGCUUGAUGCUGAUUGAAUGUGACGGCUGAUCAUUGUGUCUGUCAGACAACCUGUACCUUCCCCCCCUUUCAGAGGGGAGGCAAUCUAAGGCAGCUAUGGGUCUGUCCUGUUCUGUAACCUGCUCUUCUUCUGUGUCGGAAAAUGCUGAGUAGUAAGACUAGCAUGGGUGUGCCAAAGCCUCCUGUAUUGUGCCUGUGUGCCGGUGUGUAUUGUUGCCUGUCUGUAGUUAAUCACUUAUACUCGGUUCCAAGGCUGUUCUGUACUCCAGAGGUGCUUUUUGUUCAUAGAUCACAGACAUACUGUAAGAGGCAAUAGGAACCCAUACCAGGUUUUGUGUUUGUCAGUGUGUGCGCACCAUUAUAGAUUUCAGUGUGCGCACGUGUGAUUUCUGGUGCAUAAUGAUAACAAAAACGGCAUAAUCAUAUCUCAAGUCACCUGUCACAGCAUUUUCCAUAUGUGAGUAUUACUCCAUGUAUGUUUAAGAAAUGCAUAAUUGGUGUCAGGACGGCCCUUACUAAUCCUUAACCCUAUAUGUGUUCACAGCUUAAUCGCGAAUGAAUCUUGUAACCAAUCUAUGGAGAAGUUAUGUCCCACACAAGACUCUAUGCCUUUUCUAUCUCAUUGACUCACUCAAUCCAAGUACUGUCGGCCGAUAAUGAAUUUGUCUUAAUGAACUUGACUGAUGCCAGGCAUUGUACAGGCAGCAAGAUAAUGUCAAAGCACUUGGCUGGCUACACGGUUUUCUGUGCGUGUAAGAGUGUGUGAGUGUGUAUGCGAGUGUGUAUGCGCCUGCUGAGAUUUACUGUAAUGUCAGUGGGGAGGCGGAUGGUGGGUUGUAAGCACUUAGUCUGAUUGAUUGGCCAAAUUACAACAAAAACCAUUCUUGGUUACCAUAGCAAUAGGAGCACCAACAAAGAGCCUCCCAGCUUUUGUGCACACAUGCAGUUGUUUACAGUAUUGCCAUUUAUAUAGACUAUAACUGACCGUCUUGUAAAAAUAUUACACCGUUAUGGUUUGAUUAUGGGAUUGUACAUGAAGUGCGUGUGUUUAGAUAAACUGAAGCCAUAGAUUGUCAUUACCAAGACAAAAAUAUCCUCUGCGUGUGCAUUCCCCCACCCCACUCCCCCAGUUGUAGUGUCCCGACUGAUUAGAGACCAACUCAGAAACUAUUUUUGAUACCAAGUGUUAGAGAUUUGGUACCAACUGUCUUUUUUUUUUGUGUUUCGGUUAAAGCACCUUGAAAGCCCUCCUAUAACUCGAGAGGCUGCAUAUUGUCUGUGUUUGUGUUUACUGUCGCAGCUGUAACUACAACAUGUUUGUCAGUCCAGUUAUGGUGACCAAAAAGAGACUGAAGGAGAGAGCGGGAGGAUUCAGGCUGACCAAACUAACACCUUGGUUCUCAAACUCAUAGACCAGGAAGUAGCAGGUGGAUUACAGUAUGAUCAGCAAAUAUGAUCUAUCUUCCUGCGCGUGUGUAUGUUUCAAAAUGUAUUUCUUUUGGGCAUUACUUGAACCCUGAUUAGUUUUUUGGUAUUGUUUUUUUUGUUUUUAUGUAAAAACUCUUGUUUGAGGAGUGACUCUUAUUAUUGCUGAAACAUUCACUGCCAUUAUAUGGAAACAUGUAAUACAACAUGAAUUAAAUGAUAGUUUUUUACUUUUU
This is a messenger RNA of Cottoperca gobio, 4488 nucleotides long. RefSeq names its product MSL complex subunit 2a (gene msl2a). The record is from RefSeq and is a predicted model, not a curated record. NCBI's taxonomy places the organism in Eukaryota, Metazoa, Chordata, Actinopteri, Perciformes, Bovichtidae. Gene Ontology annotation, molecular function: ubiquitin protein ligase activity. The transcript has 3 exons. Gene Ontology annotation, biological process: protein ubiquitination. Bases 943 to 2799 code for a protein of 618 amino acids. Gene Ontology annotation, cellular component: MSL complex.